AGGUGGGGCAGCGCGAGCAGAGCAGAGCAGCGCAGCGCGAGCCGCUAUCCGGCUUUCUCUUGGUGGCAGCUCCACCCGCACCGCGCGCGCACAGCAUGGAGACCUGCACGAGCUGACCUCCGCCUUCAUUACAACAACAACAACAACAACAACACCAUCGCCACGCCUCUUUCUGUGUUGGGCUCGCGACCAGCGGAACCGCGUGUUAAACCCCGCCGUUUUUAAACCUCUGUCCGCGCGCGCGAGCAGCAUGAGGAUCAUCAUCGGGGUCGGAGGGGUGACUAACGGGGGUAAAACUACCCUGACUGACCGUCUGCGCCAGAAUCUGCCCAACUGCUGCGUGGUGCAUCAAGAUGACUUCUUCAAGCCCCAGGAUGAGAUUGAGGUCGGGGAGGAUGGCUUUAAGCAGUAUGAUGUGAUUACAGCUUUGGACAUGGACGCCAUGAUGAGCACCAUCUACGCCUGGCAGGAGAACCCGGUGAAGUUUGAACGCUCUCACGGUGUGGUGAGAACGCUGGGGCCUGAGAUCCUGCCUCACUCUGGAGAGGACAGCAGUGAUGAGGGCGUGCACAUCCUCAUCGUGGAAGGGUUUCUGCUCUACACUUACCGUCCUCUGAUUGACGUGUUUGAUCAGCGGUGGUUUAUUUCCAUCCCGUAUGAAGAAUGCAAAAAGAGGAGGUGCUCAAGGAACUACGCUGUGCCGGACCCCCCGGGUCUGUUCGAUGGUCAUGUUUGGCCCAUGUACGUCAGACACAAGAAGCUGAUGGAGGACAUGGGUGUGGAUGUUGAACAACUUGACGGAACCCUGUCGAAGGAGCAGCUGUUUAACACCGUGUACGGAGACAUCAUCAACAUCAUCCAGAACUGACUGAGGUCUGUUGAUCAGCACUAAGCCGCAGGAGGAGGAAUACGACGUUAUCUCUGACGCAGAAGUGUGUGUGUGUGUUGGGGUGUGUGUCUCAGACUGGUUCUGCGUUGACUGCUACCUGCUUUAGCUUUUAUACACGUGUAUAUCCUUCAUAUUUAUUUGCUGUAAUAACAAAUGGAGCUCCUGUUAGACGCUCUGGACAGUAACACUCUGUAUUAAAGAUGCUACUCCUA
Molecule: messenger RNA, 1101 nt
Organism: Neoarius graeffei (lesser salmon catfish)
Lineage: Eukaryota; Metazoa; Chordata; Actinopteri; Siluriformes; Ariidae
Gene: mibp2
Product: muscle-specific beta 1 integrin binding protein 2
Exons: 8
Coding region: 251-868 (205 amino acids)
Cellular component (GO): cytoplasm
Source: RefSeq, a predicted model, not a curated record